AUGAGUGGCCAAGAAUUAACAAACACAGAAUUAUUUGAUAAACUAUCCCAAGUAAUACUAACGGAAUCAUCGAAAACCAAAUCUGAAUUGAAAGAGGAAAUUCAGAAAGAAAAUAAAAAAAUUUUGGAUAGCUUACUACUACAGGAAACCAAAAUUGAACAACUCGAAAAAACCAGUCGCAGUUUGGAACUCAACCACAAGCUGAGUGACAGGAAGCAACGGAGAAACAACUUGAUCAUAUUUGGGUUGGAAAUACCUGAACGAGAAAAUCUGAUAGACUUUGUUUUGAAAAAAGUUGAUGACUUACUUGGUGUCAACAUUCUCCCAAAUGAUAUAAAUAAUAUUUUCUCGUUUGUGACUUCACAAAAAAGUAAAAUUGCCGCUAAAAUUGAAUUCAUCUCAUAUUUAAAGAAAAUAUCUGUUUUGCAAGAAGUUGGAAAACUGAAAGGCACGCAGAUAUUUAUCGCCAACGAUCUGAGUUAUGAUGAUAGACAGGAGCUGAAGGUUUUACAAGAAUAUUUGAAACUCGCGCGAUCUAAAAAUUUGAAUGCGAAGAUUCGAGGACUGCGACUACACAUUGAUGAUACCUCGUAUACUGCGACAGAAGUAAAGAAUCUUGAUAUAAAUGCAUUUAGUUGCGUUGUAGACGAUAAUCAACGAUUAUCACAGUCUACCAAUGAUGACCUUGCUGAUGGAGAAACCUGA
Messenger RNA from Phaedon cochleariae (mustard beetle), 705 nucleotides. Lineage: Eukaryota; Metazoa; Arthropoda; Insecta; Coleoptera; Chrysomelidae. The record is from the annotation of a GenBank genome assembly.